Molecule: messenger RNA, 2094 nt
Organism: Trypanosoma rangeli
Lineage: Eukaryota; Euglenozoa; Kinetoplastea; Trypanosomatida; Trypanosomatidae
Exons: 1
Coding region: 1-2094 (697 amino acids)
Source: RefSeq, a predicted model, not a curated record
AUGGCGAGUGGAGGGACGGCCCCGGCCGCCGUUGAUGCGGAGCUGCAAGCGGAGGCCCUCAGGCGCUUCAAUCCUCUUGUAUUCACACUGUCCGUGGAGACCAGGAAUAAUGUAUGUCUUUCUAAGCUUAUCGAGGCCGUGAUGCGGGACCCCGUCUUCGCGAAAGGCUUCUACGUCUUGGAACGCAAGAGCAACACUUCCGCAACGCCGCAUCUGCGAGGACGAAACGCUAAAAGGCAAAGCAAGCAACUUGACAACGCAAAAGUUAGCGUAGCGCAGUUGUACGAGGACUACGUGGGCAUCGCAGUCGCUCGAGAGCUACAGCGGCGCGAAGAGGUGCAGGCACGCGAGGCGGAGUACGCGGCGCUGGUGUCUCUCUACGUGGAGGACGGACUCACGGAGGCAGAGGCAGCGGCAGCGGCACUAAAAGAGAUGGAGGAGGCUGCUAUUGAAGGCACUUCAAGUGAAGAGGGCGACGUCCGCGAACGACUCUACGUGUUUCUUACGACGUAUCCGACCAAUGUGGAGGAGGUGACGGAGUUGUACAACAGUGGUCUCUCUCUUCAUGCGGUGAUUUCGUUGUCGAGCCGUGUGCCGCUCAGCGGGUCUACAGCCGCUGAGAAACCGCUGCAGGUUUCAGAGUUGUCCAAGGGUAAGGAGAAGAAGGAAACAAUGAGGACUGUGCCCAAGGAAAGGAGCGGACAGAUUGAAGAAAAGAGCCAAUUGACACUGUCGGCUGAAAUACAGCAGCACCUGAAGGAGACGAAUAAUCCCCUGACCUAUUUAAAGAGCAUUUGCAUUCACGCAUAUGAGGUUCCAACAGAAGUGGUACCGACUGCCAUCAGUAGUAAUGUAGCCGCUGCACCUACGGCCCCUAACCUUGUGGGGAAUACGGCGCCUGAUGUAGUUUAUCGUUUGAAGGGCACAGAAGGGGCUGUCUUUAGCGCGAUAGUGGAUGCUGUUGUCAUGCUUGAGGAAAGCUACAUCGGAUUCUGCGAAUGGAAAAAGCAGAGGGUACAAGUGGAUGUUCCUUCAUAUGUUCCCUUGCGUUACCCUCAGACAAUGGAUGCAGCACCGGCAGCGGUGGAGGAACGGGGGAAGAAAAGGCUCGUGAACAAAAAGAAGGGUGCCACUCCAACACCAGUGAUACCCUCUACGAAUGUUGAAUCUAUUCCUGUUUUUGAUGUUGAUCCCAAAAAUAUGAAAGGUGUGGUUGCUCAUCGCUCUGUGUACGAUAACAUUCUUUCAGCUUGGAAGCAGGGUUACUUCAAUAAGCAGGCCUUUCGCGCCGCAUGCAUCUUGCAGGUGGCAGCAACCCUUGCCAUGACAGAUCCCGAACUCCUAGAGCCGUUCCCAACCCUUGCGAAGCGUGAAAUACAGCAAAUGUUACAAGACAAGAAGGAGUCCAACGAUUUUGUGAACUACAUAUUUGAUGUUGCGACGCGGGGCGUGGAUGACACGCACCAGCAGUUUUUUUCAGGAACUGAGGAAGUGGGUCCUACAGGGUCCUGCUCUCCAAACUCCAUGUCUCCAACAAACACCACAUUUGGGCCGGUGCUUUUGUCACAGAUGAGGGAUUCCAGCGCCGUCGUGUCUCCAAACAAUAGUGAUAACGUUGAUAACACGUCCAUGAACAUAAUAAAGGCUGUCGUUUCUCUUAUGUCUCAGUCGUUUGGUAUUGAGGUGGAACGAGCAAAGCAAAUGGUGGCAGAGAUGACCUCCCGCGGCUUUAUUAGCUCAAGACAACGGGGGACGAUUAGGCAAGUCUUGGAAAGGAGUAAAUCAAGUAGUUGGCGAAGUGCACGUAUGAACGUUGGCUGCUGCGAAUUGGAGGUGCUAUAUCGUGGGGAUGGAUCGUCUCGUACAGAGGGUUCUGUAUACAACUUCCGUGGGUCCGCAACCUUUGCAGAUUAUGUGAACUGGCAGAAGUUUUGUGUUAGUGAGGGGUUGUAUUACAAUCCGCCUCCACCUGACAGCGACGAAGAAGAACCAAGCGAGGAGGAGGAGGAGGAGGAGGAGGAGGAGGAGGAGGAAGUGGCGAAGGGAGAAGAAGAGGAAGAAGAACGUGUGGCUGAUGCUGAUGGAGGGGGAUAA